AUGGCGGCCGGAGCGGCCGCGGCGGCGGAGGAAGGGAUGGAGCCGCGGGCGCUGCAGUACGAGCAGACCCUGAUGUAUGGCCGGUACACUCAGGACCUCGGGGCUUUUGCCAAAGAGGAGGCUGCUCGGAUCCGCCUGGCAGGGCCCAAGCCCUGGAGGAGCCCGCUGUCCCCUCCGGCUCCCCUAGAGCUCCUCGAAUACGGACAGAGCCGUUGCGCCCGGUGCCGCAUCUGUUCCGUACGCUGUCAUAAGUUCCUAGUAUCCAGGGUCGGUGAAGACUGGAUCUUCCUGGUCCUGCUGGGUCUCGUCAUGGCGCUGGUCAGCUGGGCCAUGGACUAUGCCAUUGCCGCCUGCCUGCAGGCUCAGCAGUGGAUGUCUCGAGGCUUGAACACCAGCCUCUUGCUCCAGUACCUGGCCUGGGUCACCUAUCCUGUCGUCCUCAUCACUUUCUCAGCUGGAUUCACACAGAUCCUGGCUCCCCAGGCUGUCGGGUCCGGCAUCCCCGAGAUGAAGACCAUCUUGCGGGGCGUGGUGCUAAAGGAAUACCUCACCCUCAAGACCUUUGUCGCGAAGGUCAUCGGGCUGACCUGUGCUCUGGGCAGUGGGAUGCCCCUGGGCAAAGAGGGCCCCUUUGUACAUAUCGCAAGCAUGUGUGCUGCGCUGCUCAGCAAGUUCCUCUCCCUCUUCGGGGGCAUCUAUGAGAAUGAAUCACGGAACACGGAGAUGCUGGCCGCUGCCUGCGCCGUGGGAGUGGGCUGCUGCUUUGCAGCUCCUAUCGGAGGUGUCUUGUUCAGCAUUGAGGUCACCUCCACCUUCUUCGCGGUGCGCAACUAUUGGCGGGGCUUCUUUGCUGCCACCUUCAGUGCCUUCAUCUUCCGGGUCUUGGCCGUCUGGAACCGCGAUGAAGAGACUAUCACUGCCCUCUUCAAAACCCGGUUCCGGCUCGACUUCCCCUUUGACCUCCAGGAGCUGCCAGCCUUUGCUGUCAUCGGUAUUGCCAGUGGCUUUGGGGGGGCGCUCUUUGUCUACCUGAACCGGAAGAUUGUCCAGGUGAUGCGGAAGCAGAAAACCAUCAACCGCUUCCUCAUGAAAAAACGCCUGCUCUUCCCGGCUCUCGUGACCCUGCUCAUCUCCACGCUGACCUUCCCCCCUGGCUUGGGACAGUUCAUGGCUGGACAGCUGUCCCAGAAAGAGACGCUGGUCACCCUGUUUGACAACCGGACAUGGGUCCGCCAGGGCCUGGUGGAGGAGUUAGAGCCUCCCGGGACUGCACAGGCCUGGAGCCCGCCACGUGCCAAUGUCUUCCUCACCCUGGUCAUCUUCAUUCUCAUGAAGUUCUGGAUGUCUGCACUGGCCACCACUAUCCCAGUACCCUGUGGGGCCUUCAUGCCUGUCUUCGUCAUUGGAGCAGCAUUUGGGCGUCUGGUGGGCGAAAGCAUGGCCGCCUGGUUCCCAGAUGGGAUUCACACGGACAGCAGCACCUAUCGGAUUGUGCCUGGGGGCUAUGCAGUGGUGGGAGCGGCUGCACUGGCAGGAGCAGUGACACACACGGUGUCCACGGCUGUGAUCGUGUUUGAGCUCACAGGCCAGAUCGCCCACAUCCUGCCCGUCAUGAUCGCCGUCAUCCUGGCCAAUGCUGUUGCCCAGAGCCUACAGCCCUCACUCUACGACAGCAUCAUCCGAAUCAAGAAACUGCCUUAUCUGCCUGAGCUGGGCUGGGGCCGCCACCAGCAGUACCGGGUGCGAGUGGAGGACAUCAUGGUGCGAGAUGUUCCCCAUGUGGCCCUCAGCUGCACCUUCCGGGACCUGCGGUUGGCACUGCACAGGACCAAGGGCCGCAUGUUGGCCCUAGUUGAGUCCUCGGAGUCGAUGAUCCUCCUGGGCUCCAUUGAGCGCUCACAGGUGGUGGCACUGCUGGGGGCCCAGCUAAGCCCAGCCCGCCGGCGGCAGCACAUGCAGGAGCGGAGAGCUGCCCAGACUCCUCCGCCCCCCGAUCAGGAGAGUCCCCCCAGCCCUGAGACCUCAGUCCGCUUCCAGGUGAGCACAGAGGACCCGGGCUUCCCUGCAGCCCGGGGGGAGACUCACAAGCCCCUGAAGCCCGCUCUCAAGAGGGCGUCCAGCAACUCCAUGAGCCUCAGGGAGAGUCCCCCAGGGAACGUGGAGCAGGCUGGCAUCGCCCUCAGGAGCCUCUUCUGUGGCAGUCCACCCGCCGAGGCUGCUUCAGAGGUGGAGAAGUCGGAAUCCUGUGACAAGCGCAAGCUGAAGCGGGUCCGAAUUUCCCUGGCAAGCGACUCAGACCUGGAAAGUGAAAUGACCCCUGAGGAGAUUCUGGAGUGGGAGGAGCAGCAACUAGAUGAACCUGUCAACUUCAGCGACUGCAAAAUUGACCCUGCCCCCUUCCAGCUGGUGGAGCGGACCUCAUUGCACAAGACUCACACCAUCUUCUCGCUCCUGGGAGUGGACCAUGCUUAUGUCACCAGUAUUGGCAGACUCAUUGGGAUCGUUACCCUGAAGGAGCUCCGGAAAGCUAUUGAGGGCUCCGUCACAGCACAGGGCGUGAAAGUCCGGCCACCCCUCGCCAGCUUCCGUGACAGUGCCACCAGCAGCAGUGACACAGAGACGACCGAGGUGCAUGCACUCUGGGGGCCCCGCUCCCGCCACAGCCUCCCUGGGGAGGGCAGCCCUUCUGACAGCGAUGACAAGUGCCAGUGAAUUCCUCUGCAGGCAGCCUGGGGUGGCAGUGGCCUUGCUGUCCGCCCGGAUCCUACAGCUCUCCUGUCCCUUCUGCCGUGGGAAAGCAGGAGGCAGCUACAGCCAAAGGUUGGGGCCCCAGCCCCCACUUCCAGACCAGGGGCACCAGCUUCUUCCAGUUCCUCCUACUUGGAAUCUGACACAGCACCCACCUGCAAGUGUUCCAAGGGCAGGAAGAUCAGCACUGCCCUGGCGGGGUGGGGAUGGGGCGGGGUACGUGACCCCUGCUGCCCCUUUGAGGGGGAAAGGGGUAGAACUAAGAUGGGUUUA
Eptesicus fuscus (big brown bat) is the source of this 3021-nucleotide messenger RNA. RefSeq names its product chloride voltage-gated channel 2 (gene CLCN2). Bases 1 to 2712 code for a protein of 903 amino acids. The record is from RefSeq and is a predicted model, not a curated record. NCBI's taxonomy places the organism in Eukaryota, Metazoa, Chordata, Mammalia, Chiroptera, Vespertilionidae. Gene Ontology annotation, cellular component: membrane. The transcript has 24 exons. Gene Ontology annotation, molecular function: voltage-gated chloride channel activity. Gene Ontology annotation, biological process: transmembrane transport; chloride transport.